AUGUGGAAGCACACUUUACUGUUAGUGUGCCUCAGUGGCUGCUGCCUGGCCGGACCGCUGCAUGGAGUUAAGCGAAAUGUGCCCAUUGUGCUGCGUGAAGAUGAUGCUGAGCUGGAGCGUCCCGCAUCAGAGCCACUGGCGCCUGAGUACCCCGAGAUGCCGUCGACACUGACCUUGCCCAGCAAUGCGACAUCGAUACGCGCUGACAUCACCGAUAGCUUCUCUUGCGAUGAUAAAGUUUAUGGUUAUUAUGCGGACGUGGAGAAUGACUGCCAGAUAUUCCACGUCUGUUUGCCGGUAACGUACGCUGAUGGCAAAGAGAAUACAUUCCGUUGGAGUUUCAUUUGUCCUGAAGAGACUGUGUUCAGUCAGGAAUCAUUCACCUGUAUGCGUCGCGAAGACAUUGCCUUCUCAUGUGAAGACUCUGUUAACUAUUAUGAAUUGAACCGCAAUUUUGGUAACACAGAGGAACAGAACGUUAACUCCAACAAUGCGCAAGCUAACGAAGAGCAAGCGGAAGCCCAACCCGCGGAGCCAGCUGAGCCCGCCGAACAAGAAGUGGAACAAGCUGUUGCGCCACAAGCAGCUGCUCCAGCACCACAGCCAGCAAAGCCAAUUAAGCAUGUGAAGGUGCAAAAACCCAAUCGUAGAAAGCCACAACCGAAACCACAAAAUGACCACGCUAUUUAUCCCACAAAUAAACUGCCAUCCAUUAUGCCACUACGCAAGAUGCCCAAUGUCGGUUCCAAUGCCCCUGUUUCCGUACCCGCGGAGAUAGUGUCCGUACAAGCCGCUGAAAAGGAUGAGGUAAAAGUAGUGCCAUCUCGCUACAAGAAACGUCCCGCUGUCUCUUACAAUAGCGAGAAAGAAGUCGUUGAAGUGCCCGCCCAACCUUUUAAAGUCGAGUUGGUGCAUACUGUCAGCAACCCAGAAUCAUACAAACGCAGACGUCCCACAUUUGCACACAAAAACAAUGUUGUUACUAAAGUUUCUGAAGAUGUGCCUGUUGCCGUCGAGACCGUCCCCGAGGCUGUAGAAGUUGCAGAACCUAUUGUGCCAGCAGUUAAACUCGAGUCCAACUUGGACGCUAGUCCGGUACCAGCACAGAAAGAAAUUGUAGCGGUUGAAGAACCGGUAGCACAAGUUGCUGUGGAAUUGCCAGUUGCCGAAGCCGAAACCCCAAUCGUCGCAGAUGCCGAACCACAAGCUUCUGAAACCGGUGAAGUCGCCGUGGAGCCAGAACAGACUUUAAAAACUAUCGCCGUACAGCCACUUGUUCCUGAUGCCGAAGCUACACAAGCGGAGGAAGCUGUUGUGGUGCCAAUUGAAUUAGCCCAGCCAGUUGUAGAAGCUGAACCUGAAUAUGUGGCACCAAUUGCAGAAGAAAAUAUUAAAAUUGAAGAACCUAUUGUUGAAGAAGUUUCCCAAUCCGAUGAAGCCCCAGUGGAAGAGAAUAUCAAAGUUGAGGAACCAAUUGUGGCCGAGUUGGCAGUACCAGCAGAAGUAGAGCCUGAAAAGGAAGCACACAAUGAAGAAUCUGUCGUCGAAUCUAUUGAAGAUAAACCAACUGUAACUGGAGAUGAUCUUCAAAAUGCGCUAACAGAAGAAAAAAUUGAGGAAGUAGCCGCUGAGCAGCAAAUCAAUGUAGAAACACGAACACAGUCUGCAGAAGAAGCUCAACCCGCACAACUAAACGAAGACACUGAGGAUCAAUUAGCUGGCGCAUCUGAGCCAGUCGCUCUGGAAGCUGAGCCCGAAGUUAUUGCACCUGUUGAAAAUGCAGAGGAAUCUCUGCCUGCUCUGCCCUCAUUAGAAGAGUUAGAAGAACAGAAGCCAGCCAAUGCUGUUGAAAUUAUGCCCGCUUCACCCGAAAUGGAGCAACAAGAUCCUAUUGUACAACAAGCUUUUGAGGGCAAUGAUGCUCAUUUGCAAUCUGUUGGUGGUUUCAAACCAGUAGACCCCGAAAUGGCCGCUGAAGCAGAAGCACUUAUCUCAGACUUCAUCAAUACCCUGAAGAGCGCACACCCUAAUGAGAAACCCCAUUUACCAGAGUCAGUGGAAGAAGAAGUACCAGCAGCUUCUGCUGAAAGUGAAGACACUAAAAUUGAUAUUAUAAUACCACAACAAACUGAAGAGAAAAUAGUUGAAGCCGAAGCGCAGCCAGAGGAAGUACCCGCUGCAGCUGAGGCCGAAACGAAUUUAUUGAAAACCGUAGCUGCUGAAGAACCGUUGGUUGAAACAGAAAAUGUCUCUGUUGUAGCAGAUAACGAGCCGGUCGAAGAAGAGGAAGUGAAAGUUUCACCGCUCCUUAAAUUCCCAAUCUCCAACAGUUUCCCCGCCAACAUGUAUCAAAUUCCGGUUACAAUCAUUCAAACACCUUACGAAGAGGUAAAGAAUGCCGAAACCGAAGUGCAAGAACCACAAGAACAAAUUAAUGCUGAGGGAGUAAAAGCUGAAGCACCGGAAGCACCUGUAGAAGAGGCAGCCCCAGCUGUAGCAGAAACUCAAGAACCAUUGAAAUUCCUGCCUGAAAAGACCGAAGUAGAAAUUAUCCCAGUUGAAGAAACUGAGCAAGAAGCUCAACCUGCCAUUGUCGAGUUCGUUGACACCAAACCCGAAACUGUGCAAUCUGCUGUCGCUGAUGCUGUAGUAGCCGCAGCAGAAGCUAUACAACCAGCUCUGCCCGAAGCUGUGGAGAAUACGCCAGAGGCAGAACCAGAAGUAGCGCAACCCGCCGCUCCUGUGUCCUUCCGACCGAUCAGCAUUGACGAUAUCGUUGAAUUGGUUAAAGAGCGCUUAGAUCAAGCACCUGCCGAUGAGAAAGGCGCUCCUAUGGAACUUAUUGUUGACUCCAACAACGCCGACAAGCCUGUUGAAUUGAAAUUUAGUUUGGAAAAAGGGUCAGCGCCGCAAGAAGUAUCAGCUGAACAAACACCUGCCGAGGAUAUCAUUUUUCCCAUUUAUCAUCGAGUGUCCGAGCCUGAGGUCAGCGCUGUCCACGCACCCGAAGCUAUCACUGCAGAAGAGCCCAGCGCAUUCGUGACGGAGCUCAAAAAGUUACCAGUUGAAGCUGAAGCCGUACAAGAGGUAGUCGAACCGUUAGUACAAACUGUAGACCAGGCUGUGCAAACGAAUGCCGAUGAGCUUGAAGCUAAUGUAGCCGUCAAGUCCGCAAUCAACACUGAGACUGAGAAUGCAGCUGAAGCUGUGGCAGCGCCAGUAGCAAAUUCGCAAGAAACUGAGAGCGAAGCUGCUGUCGUGUCAGCUGAUGCGCCCAUUCAAACCGAGACCAUUGAAGCUGAAAGUGCGAAGGCAAAUCGUGCCUUAAGAUCGCGCAGUUUGACAAAAGCUAAGUUAGAUCCACGUAAACGUCGCUUCCUCUUCAGAUCGGAUGCCAGUUAG
Molecule: messenger RNA, 3402 nt
Organism: Bactrocera tryoni
Lineage: Eukaryota; Metazoa; Arthropoda; Insecta; Diptera; Tephritidae
Product: titin
Exons: 3
Coding region: 1-3402 (1133 amino acids)
Cellular component (GO): extracellular region
Molecular function (GO): chitin binding
Source: RefSeq, a predicted model, not a curated record